UGUAACUCUUCAAGUGUCCGGAAGCGUUUUCUGAGAUUACGUCUCUGAGCAUGAGCGGAAGUCACCCUUUGAGCAAUCUGCGGUUUAAUUAUAUUCAGGACAGAGCCAUCCGUUUCCAUUCUUUUCUUCUCGUUGCACCCAUAAGCAAGUGAUCAGGUGACAAUUUCUCUUCGUUACUAUAAAAUAAAGAUCGUAUUCAAAGAAGUUUCAAGGCAGCCCAACGCCCCAUCGUCCAGUAGUAAAGAUGGAGGCGCCCUGAAUGUAAACUACAGGUAAUACCACUUCCGUGUUUCUCUUGAGCCCUGGUCCAAGAUGGCGGAUGAGGCCACCCGGCGUGUUGUGUCUGAGAUCCCAGUGCUGAAGACCAAUGCCGGACCUCGAGAUCGGGAGUUGUGGGUGCAGAGACUCAAGGAGGAAUAUCAGUCUCUUAUCCGGUACGUGGAGAACAACAAGAAUGCAGACAAUGAUUGGUUCCGACUGGAGUCCAACAAGGAAGGGACUCGGUGGUUUGGAAAAUGCUGGUACAUCCAUGACCUCCUCAAAUAUGAGUUUGACAUCGAGUUUGAUAUUCCUAUCACAUAUCCCACUACUGCUCCAGAAAUCGCAGUCCCUGAACUGGAUGGAAAAACAGCAAAGAUGUACAGGGGUGGCAAAGUAUGCCUGACUGAUCACUUUAAGCCUUUGUGGGCCAGGAAUGUGCCUAAGUUUGGACUAGCUCAUCUCAUGGCUCUGGGGCUGGGUCCAUGGCUGGCAGUGGAAAUCCCCGAUCUGAUUCAGAAGGGAGUGAUUCAGCAUAAAGAGAAAUGCAGCCAAUGAAGGAUCAAUCCACUGAGGCAGGACAGAGGGACCUUCGAUAGGCUAUGUUCCUGUUUUCCUGUGCAUCAUUCUUUCUACUCAUCUAACCACUUACCCCCACACCCCUACACCCAUAAUUGUUACUAAGUAUCACUAGUUGCAGCAGACACUGCUGAAAACAACAACGGUAUUGCUGCUGAAUUUCUAAGUUGGGCUACACAGGAAGGAGAAAGACUAGGGCCUUGAAAAACCAAAAGGCAAUUUAUAUCCCUUGUCCAGGUGGAGCAGUGUGAGGUCCUGGAGGGAUAGGGCGUGACUGAAAGUGGGUACAUAGUCUUUUUGGUUUCUGGAGAUAACUAACCAAUAAAAGCUUCUUCCUCCUGUG
Kogia breviceps (pygmy sperm whale) is the source of this 1180-nucleotide messenger RNA. It is a transcript of the gene UFC1, whose product is annotated as ubiquitin-fold modifier conjugating enzyme 1. Lineage: Eukaryota; Metazoa; Chordata; Mammalia; Artiodactyla; Physeteridae. Gene Ontology annotation, biological process: protein K69-linked ufmylation. The record is from RefSeq and is a predicted model, not a curated record. Gene Ontology annotation, molecular function: UFM1 conjugating enzyme activity. Gene Ontology annotation, cellular component: cytoplasm.